Molecule: messenger RNA, 544 nt
Organism: Acanthoscelides obtectus
Lineage: Eukaryota; Metazoa; Arthropoda; Insecta; Coleoptera; Chrysomelidae
Source: the annotation of a GenBank genome assembly
AUGCUGUUUUUGAAAAAAGUAGUUGCUGCUGGUGAAACGCACGAAAGCGUCUCUGCUAAACAAACUGAACAACACACUGAAGAUGACACCACGACAUCGAAUGAACCUGCAAACGAAGAUGACAGUGUGACUACAAUGACACAACUUGACAAUGACAGUCAAGAGGACAAACAAAAUCUACCCCUCCCCGCCAAAAUGCAGAGCACCAGCCAAAAGAAAUUUUAAUGAAAUGGAUGCCAAAAUGAUGUCCUACAUUGACUAUCAGAUAAAACCGAAGAAAAUUGAGCAGGAUGAUCGCAAUUUAUCGUUCUUCAAAGGUAUUUUGCCGUCCUUGGCUUUGCUUGAUGAUGACCAAACUUUGUAACUCCAGUCAGGGGUGAUAAACCUAUUACAAAAUACUAAACAUAGGAGAGUUGGCCAGUCAGCUUAUGACUGGUCAGCCUAUACACAUUAUAUAUAACAUUUGUUAGCAAAGCUUAUCCAGGGUCGAUAUCCGACAAGAAGAUUGUUGAACAGAGCAAUGUUUUAAAUAAAAUGGUUCCUG